CACUCUGAGAUUUUGAUGGAGCGGCGUCCUAUCUGUCAGACCGCCGUCACAAAGACGUCAGACACAGGCGGAUGGCAACAAUCCGCAUGUUGUUUGCCAUUCGAUUCCUGCUACACUGCCGGUCCACAUUUUCCAACAUUUCCACACGUUCUCAUAUCGAUUUUCAUGCUAACACCCUUGAACUUUCCUCCACCUUCUCCGCAUCGCACGCAACCACUUCACAAUUUCCCGCAGUCCGACACAGAGAAACCAAUAAGUAUAAUUUUAUGUGGAAUGGAUUUCAGGAUAUGUACAUUCUCUCACAUAUGUGUGUAUGUACAUUGUUUUUCUUAUUGUCAUAGACGACGCCAUUAUUUAGCGGAUAUUUCAAAUCUAAUCGACCAAUCACCGAACUGCACCGAACAGAUAAUUGGGUUGCCAAUAAUAAAAAGAUCUCGUUUAACGCUAGGAUUCGGUCUGCGUUAAUCGAGGCGUAUUGGACUAUCAUUUAUAUUGGGUUAUCCAGAGAUUUCGUGCCAAUUUUCGCUAAGUGGUUUUACA
This is a messenger RNA of Nicrophorus vespilloides, 540 nucleotides long. RefSeq lists its product as uncharacterized. The record is from RefSeq and is a predicted model, not a curated record. Lineage: Eukaryota; Metazoa; Arthropoda; Insecta; Coleoptera; Silphidae. The transcript is spliced from 3 exons. The coding region runs from base 16 to 465 and encodes 149 amino acids.